CUGUUUAUUCGAUACUCGGUUACCUCGCUUCUUAUGUACCACAACACUCCUUCCCUCCGCAGUCAGAAUCCUAUGAAACGACUGCACGGAUCCAUCAAAGAAAUUUAAAUCCAUCCAUUACUGAUUGUCCGCAAAGCUCAGAGUAACUUGGUAAUUUAAGCAUGUCAAGACUUUGAACAACACUUCCUAGGUUGAAGUGGGCAUGUUUCUAGCGGGUAGCCGAUUGCCGGCCUAAGUUUACACAAUUUUUGGUUAGCAGAGAAGUAUGGCUCAUCACUUUGCCUUGUACCUAAUGUUUUAGAUUUGCGGUUUAGAGCAAGCGAGCAAGGUAGGAAAUUUCAGGGGGAGUGAGAGAGAAGUGUGAGGGUUGGGCUUUUAGAGAGAGAGAGAGAGUUAAGCUUUAAGCUUUUGGCUUUUGAAAAGAGGGAGAAGCUUGUUCAGAAAUGGAGGCCAGCAGCAGCAAUAGUAGUAGCAAGAGUGGCUUGGUGGUGGCCAAUGAGAGAAGGCCAAGUGGGGUAAUCCGAAUAGAGAAUCCGUUUACUUUGAAAGUGGGUCAAGUAUUUACAGGCUUUGGCAUAGGCUGCGGUGUUGGUAUCGGUGUUGGUCGCCCCAUAAAUCUAGGUGCAAUACCAGUACUAAAUCAAGUCAUGGGUGCCACACGAGGUGCUACUGAUGCAUUAUCUGGCGUUAGCAGACAUGUAAAUAACUCUUUGAGGAAGCUGGGAGCAAAGAACAUUGAAGCAGGCAUUGGAUGUGGAGUUGGUAUUGGCCAUGGUUUUGGAGUUGGCCUUGCUGUGAAGCCGGGGGUGUUACAUCAAAUUCAAUUUCAUCUUGUACAAGGGAUCACAAAGAUGAUGGUGAAGUUUGGAGUUGCUCCCAAUUUAGCCAUUGGUCAAGGUGCCAUCCCAAGUUCUUUGCAAAGGGCCAUAGGCAUUGUAAAUGAUCCAUCAAGCCAAAAUCCAAUGGGAAGUAACAUGCAGUUGUCUACAAAGCCACCAGACUAUAAAUCUCAAGGUUUACCUGGAUAUGGGAAUACUGGUACUGCUUCAGGCUAUGAAAAUUUUACAUCAAAAGGCUCUCCAGUUGAUACACCUUUUGGCAGUCGAACAGAAAAAGUUCUCAGCAGUUUUCUUCAGAAUCCAGUUCUGAAAGGAGAGGAAAGUGAACCAAAUGAAGCGGCUGGACGCUUGAGGUUGGAGAACAAAAUGCUUCAGAUGAUAUUGAAACACCAGCAAGUCAUUGAAGAGCUCAUGGAGGAAAACGAGAAGCUUCGCCAUGUACUAGUGGAAGACCUGAAAAUACCACCUAGCAAGCUGCAAGCAAGUUUUUCAAGUAAAAACAAAUCUCCAUGUACAGAUUGUUUUGAGUGUCGAAGAAAACAGAGAAAAAAAUAGAUGAGGUAUAAUGAUUCUGUUAGAGUUCAAGUGCCUUGACCAAAAGAACGACAUUAACUGAUACGGAGAUACCCCUUGACUGGAGUUUGGACCUUCAUGGCUUGGUUACCCAACCAUGUAAGGAGCAUGAGCUGGGUUCAGUGGGUGACAAACUAAUUAAAGAGAUACAGGUAGAGUCCAAGUUACCUUACAAAGAAAUGUAUUCAACAAGGUAAGCAUUACAUAUACAAACCCGUUGAGGUGCACUGGUUAAACUUCUGGGGUAAAUCAACCUUCUUGUUUUCAGAUACCUUUAUUCUUUACAUCUUCCUUUACAUUUAACAUGUUUGUAAGGCACAGCAGAGUGCAUUUCUUGUUAAAUUGAGUUCAGCUUUCAUUUU
This is a messenger RNA of Prunus mume (Japanese apricot), 1774 nucleotides long. RefSeq names its product dynamin. The record is from RefSeq and is a predicted model, not a curated record. Lineage: Eukaryota; Viridiplantae; Streptophyta; Magnoliopsida; Rosales; Rosaceae.